CCUCUCUUUCAAGAAUACAAGCGUCAACAAUGCUAUAACAGUGCUGCUCUUCCUCUCAUCCUCCCACCAUGACUGCUGUGGCGACUUCUCGAGAAACAUCUAUUCUCCGCCAGAUAUUUGAUUCGGCGAACUCUAUUCAACUACCAAAGUAUCCUGCUGCUGCAGAAGUUCCGGAUGUGAUCUACGAGCUUUCCCUACCGCCAUCUAUGGCAGAGAAACUGCAGGAUAUGGGACUCAACUCUUCUCAGGCGGCAAACCUGGACUCCCGUUUCCAGUCAAAAUCAAAUAUACUCCGCAGGUCAUCCGAGCAAGCGUUGCGAAAUGCUUGUCGUGAUAUUGCUGCGGUUCCUCGGGAAACUUCCAUGCUUCCCUUAUCUCAAUUGCUCGCUGCACUAGUCAGGGCGCACACGGACAGCUAUAUGAAAGCUAUCGCGCGUCUUCGACAAGGAACGAUAUCCGUCGCGCUCCAUGCAUUGAGUAGAAGAGGGACUACCCCCCAAACACCUUCCUCUGUAGAAAGUGGGAAGAGGCUAGAAACAUCUUCACCUCAAGACCGCAAAGUGUCACCUAAAUUCAACCACGAAUUCACGCCGUACCUUCAACAACACUUUGCCCACAACGCCUUUCCCUCGCUUGCCGAGCGCGCGGAAAUGGCGCGCAAGUCCGGGAUGGAGGCGCGGCAGAUCGAAGUCUGGUUCCAGAACCACCGCCGACGGGCGAGACAAGAAGGACAGACGCUGCGGCGGGUGCAACCGUCGUCUCGGGGGCUGUCGCCGACUGAGCUGGACGAGAAGAUGGAUCCGGCGUUCGUCAUCCCGGAGGAGCGGAGGCUCGAGAUCGACGACGAAGCGGAGGAGGUCGGCACAUCGAGCGAUGAGGAGACCGACUCGUCCGUGUCGAGUCCGGCCGCUUCCCACGCAGGAAUGGAACACAAUCCGCUCGAGAUGGUAGUGUCGACGCCCGGCCUUGCCCCGCGCCGGACGUACGAAACGAUGGACGAGAUCGCCAGCUCAGGCCGCACGUGGUCGUUCGCCCCGCCGACCUGGGCAGUGCGCGCCCCUGCACCGGAACGCAGCGCGCCGCCCAGCAUCGCCACGCUGACAGCUGCGUUCGCGCGCCUGACGGUGUGGGACGUCGGCCGCAGUGCGGGCGCGCGGUUCUGCCUCCCCACGGCGUAUACUCCCCCACGCGCGCCGCUGCCGGCGUUCGUCCGCGCGGCGAACAAGUUUGCGCCGCACCCCGUGCAGUCGUGCGUCGCGCGGACGACAGAGUGCUGCGUUGCGGCUGCUGGACCCCGGGCGACGGGGACGAGGACGGGGACUACGAAGAGUAAGAAGAGCAAGAAGGUGUCGGGGCCGCCGCGGCGGACGCCGACGCGCAGCAGCCGUAGCGCGAGUCCCGCGUGGUCGGAGCGAUCCGAGUCGGGGUACUCCUCGUCGGCGUCGCGCACGCCGUCGCUCAGCGUGUCGCGCCGGUCGUCGUCGUCCGAUUUGUCGUCGAUGCCUGGGACACCCCCGAGCGGGCCGCUGCCACUGCCGUUUUCGUUCAGGUUUGGGGGCACGGAGAAGGCGUGAUGGGCCGGGGCUUCCGGCCGGCGUGCCUUGCUUCCCUCCCUCUGCCGAACAUCCGGCGUGCCCGUUCUCUGGGGCUGCGCGUCCGGCCUGGUCGCGAACCGAGCGGCGCGUGCUCGUUAUCGAGUGGCGCUGCGCGACCCGAUGCCCAUGCGGCGCUCAGUCUCACUUAUGCUUAUACCCUGUACAUACCACACCAACACCAACACAUCAUCAUGUAUUAUGCCCUAUGUAUCCCGUACCUCUGUAGCUUAGCAACCCAUGCCCAUUUGGUGUCCCAGCCCAGAUUGCGUCAGGCGCGCCGCGACGCCUGGUGGCCGGAUCAGGCAGGUGGCGCUGCGGACGCACGUCGCGCGUUCUGCAAACGCUGUGCGAGUGGACCGGCGUCAAUCGAUCUACGCGACGGCCGCUUCGCGUAGAGCGCGCCUGCCCGGGUCGUGUGGCGGGGGCGUGCAGGCGCG
This is a messenger RNA of Mycena citricolor, 2032 nucleotides long. The record is from the annotation of a GenBank genome assembly. Lineage: Eukaryota; Fungi; Basidiomycota; Agaricomycetes; Agaricales; Mycenaceae.